UGACAGAUACUGUCAAAAAACUGAAAAUUUUGACAUCAAACUUCGUAUAACUCAAAAAGUAAACAUCCUAUCUCAAAACCAUUCAAUAGCGACGGGGAGACCUUUCAUUUGCGACUAGUUUGAUCAAAAUCUGUCCAGCCAUCUCUGAGAUCUCGACCACUUAGCUAACAACACACAUACACACACACACAUACAGACACACACACACAUACAGACACACACACAUACACACACGGACAUUUGCUCAGUUCGUCGAGCUGAAUCGAUUGGUAUAUGACAUUCGGCCCUUCGGGCCUCGGAAAAUUUUUCUAAAGUUUGAGCGAAUUCUAUACCUAUUUUUUAUAUAUAUAAAAAAAGGUAAAAAUCCAAGAAAUUCAAUGGAAUGGUUUUUUAAUGGCCGCACGAAUCGCCAUCAUGCUCGUUUUACCCCAAAGGGCCAGCAGUUUUAGGGUUUUCUGUAGUAUUUGUUCUGUAACUUGAAAAGAAAUCGAGUGCGGUCUACUGAAAUAGCUUGUUUUUAUGUAAAAAUGUCUGGAGAAUCGAAUGGAAGAGUGUACACUGGCCGCACGAAACGUUUUGGUGGCUAUUUUACCCCAUUUCCUCCAUUUCAUAAUAUCUUAAACUGUAAAUCGUCCUUAAAUCUUAAACUUAUCUUAAACUGUAAAUCGUCCCUAAAUCUCGGAUUCUUCCAUUCGAUUCUACAGACUUUUCUACAUAAUAUAAGAUAGUUUUCGUAUUCUUUCAACGUGGUUCACUUAAGACUUAAGGGUGAUGAAAAUUUCACAUAUUUAAGGAAUUGGGGUAAAAUAGCCACCAAACCGUUUCGUACGGCCAGUGUACACUCUUCCAUUCGAUUCUCCAGACAUUUUUACAUAAAAACACGGCCAGUAUUAGUUCCGGCAUUCGAUUCUACAGACUUUUUUACAUAAGAUAAGCUAGAUUUAGUAAACUUCCAAUAAGUUUUAACAUGAUUUAAGACCGAUUUACAAUAAAAUACCAUAAAAUGGAGUAAAAUAGUCAUUAAAACGUUUCGUGCGGCCAGUGUAGGUUCUUCCAUUCGAUUCUCCAGACUUUUUUACAUGAAAGUAGGCUAUUCCAGAAUACUCGACUUCUUUUCAAGUUACAGAGCGAAUGUUAUAGGAAACCUCAAAACUGCUGUACAUUUGGGGUAAAACGAGCAGGAUUGCGAUUCGUGCGGCCAUUGUAAUUCUUUCCAUUGAAUUCCUUGGACAUUUUUACAUAAGAAACGCUUUAGUUUGUUGACCUAUCUCAAUUAGUUCAUGAGUUACAGAAUUGUUUCAUAGAUUUUUUCUUACUGUACGAUGGGUCAAGUUGUGUAAAAAUUUGUAAUUUAUUUUAACAAUAAAUAUCGGUAUACUAAUGUAAUACUAAGUCGAAAUUGUUUAUUUUUGUUAUCGUAUAUGUAAAAUACGCAUGUUAAGUAAAUUGCAUAGUAAACUGAAAACACACUAUCGCUACUAAGCUAGUUAACUAGAGCUCGUCACGAAUCAAAUUUAUAUUUGACCAUAUUUUUAGUAGAAUGUACUCUUCUCUGUGCACAUAUCUGUGAAUCGUUCCUCAGAACAUUACCAUCGUAAAUCGCCACGCCAUAACGAACUCGAGCUCUGGCAACUCAUCCCGUGUUGCCGUCACGCACCAUUCAGCCAACGCGCUCUGGCAACUGAACUGACACCGGUAGAAAGGAUGCCCUGCGGUAACCAUGCAGGGCCCGAUUUGUUGUCAGUAUUCGUUCUCCUGUCGUCCCGACGACUAGAUCAUUUUGUCGCCCCGGUGAAAGAUACGCGUCUAGUGGAAAAGUGGUAAUCCUGUCGCGGUUACCUUUUACGCCGAGUCACUGUUUCGUCGUGUUUCGGAAGAUGGUGUUCCGGGAAAAUCAAUAGCAUUGUUUUAGAAGUCCCCGGAACAGGAAAGAGUCCAACCAACUAGACGUGGCGGAAAACCGAAACUGCUGCUGGAAAGGAAGACUGUGUUUUUACUGUUUGUGUGUUGUUAUAUCCACUUACACGACCCAGUAAGAUCAUUUACAACAAGUGAUAACAAACAAACGAAGCGGUGCCGACCGAAGUUACCCGCAGAAGUGAUAAUUUUUUUAGUAGCGCCCGUCCCCGACCCCACAAAAAGUUUUGCUAGUGAAGAAGAUAAGUGAUCCAACAGUCCAACAACGAACCAUCAAUUACCGACAGGGGGUGAACGAGUCCUUAGUUUGAGCAGCUCGAUCUACCCCGUGACAGUUCCCCCGGUGACCGUAUCCGUUCACCCCGCCGCAGUAAGGCCAAACCAACGGAGCAAGCUGGCUACCCACAUACACCCGACGGAAUCGCUCGCCGUCGCACAUCACGGCGCAAUGGCGAUACCGAACGCUGCUGGACAGCUUGAGGGCGCACUGGCGGCGCCGAAAUACGGAACGCUCAUUCCAAACCGAGUCUUCGUCGGUGGCAUCAGCGGUGACACGACGGAAGCGGAACUGUGCCGGCUUUUCUCCUCGUACGGCAACGUCAAGUCCACGAAAAUCAUCGUCGAUAGGGCGGGCGUCAGCAAAGGCUACGGAUUCGUGACGUUCGAAACCGAGCACGAGGCACAAAGACUGCAGAGCGAUGUAAGUAUGAAGGGCGACUGCAUCGUGCUGAGAGAUCGCAAGUUGAACAUCGCACCGGCGAUUAAGAAGCAGACAAUCUGUGCAACGAACGGUGCCGUGUACUAUGCAGCCACUCCUCCAACCCCGACGAUCAAUAACAUCCCAAUCGAACAGUUUGCGACAGUCUAUCCGCCAGGUGUGCCAACUAUCUAUCCGCCAACGAUGCCGUAUCAGCCGUUCUAUCAGUACUACAGUGUGCCAAUGAAUGUUCCGACUAUUUGGCCUCAGAACUAUCAAGACGGCAACGAUUACUAUUGAAGAGGGCGGAUGUUUAUUUGAUUUCUUUUGCCGACGCGAGAAACACUAUCAGCCAAUUGAAACAACAUUAUCCGAGGUGCUGUGUCCGAAUAGCUUGCAGAAGGGAAGAUCCGUUUGGGGGAAAUGUUGGUUCCGAACGUUCCUCAAAUGGUUUCUUCCUUGCGCUUAACUGUUUCUUUAAGGCAAUCCGAAACGAAGCAAAACUUGAUCGUCAGAUUUAAAUUUACAAUUUUUCAUUUUUUUUUUUUUCUAUCUCUGUCUUUUUCCUGUGAUCGUCGUUCUCUCUUGCAGGAAUCUACCCUUGUUAAAAGAAUGAGAACAAACUAGACAAACAGAAACUUAUUUAUUAUCAUGAGUAAUAUUUAUACAACAAAAAUCACAUCUAUAUAUAAAUAAUUGAAUUAGACAAAAAAAUCCAUUAGCAUAAAUGAUGAACCUAAUAAACAAAAAAAAAACAAAGAACAAAAAUGCAAUAAGUAGCGAAGCAAGAAAUCACAGAAUGGAGGAUAUAUAUAAUUAGUGAAACGGAUGCGGGAGCGCCGCCGAGAAGGCAUUAGUGUACAUAUACAGAUACGCUCUAGUAGCACGGUAGCAGAUACCGGCGAGGAACCCGUUUUCCAUUUUUGUACCACUCGUCCGUUGCGUUUGCAACUGGCAAGCAGAACGGAUGUUCCGGCGGGACGAUGGAAGUCCGACACAGCCCUUCUAGCGGAAGAUUGGGAUUGUGGAUGCGCACAUAUACCAGAGGCUACUAACAUCGAAUAUAUCUUAUAAACGAUAUUUAUACAUAAACUUGCGAAAAAAAAGACCUAUACACAACCAGCACAGCAAUUAGAGAUAGCGUGUGAGUGAACGAAUGGCGGAAGUGAAAAACGGGAAACCAAUUCUAGCUAGUGGGCUAGCUACCAUAGACGAGCACACUAGCAGUUAGAAGAAAAAAUAGUAACACACAGAUCAAUGUCAGGAAGACCGAAGUUUUUGAUUAAGGUUUUACCGUUUUUUUUUGCUUCUUUCCUCCGGAUCGCAGUCAUUAUUUUCCGCGUUUCGUAACGUUUGUUUGUGUUUAUUUUUUUAUGUUGGCUACCGUCUUCAAUGUGACGGGAUGAGGCGAAUCACUAUAAAUAGCUAUUUAAGAAAAAUGACCUAACAAUUAUCCGAGAUAGAAGGAGAGCGACAGUGAAAUUUGCUACAGCGCGAUUUGCUAGUGAGGAACGAAAUUCAAAUUAAUACAUGACUGCUUUUUUAUUAGGAUGUCAAAUGAUGUUGAAAGUGUGGAAAAGAUUGCAGAGGAAAAAAAACAUACAAAAGACAGAUUCCAUGUAGAAGAGAGAGAAGAAAAAAAAAACACAACAUGCGAGUGAAAACGAUUAAUCGUCGUAUCGGAUGGGAAGAUGCGCUUCCCGUUCGGAAUGUUGAAUCUUUUUACUUUUAAAGUAAAACAUUGUUGAACAAUAUUAACUUAUUAUUAGAUACUACUGUAGAAUAUAAGACUAUAUGAGCCAUCGGGUGGAUAACGGCGAGUCAGUUAGGGUAGUUCUAACAAACAUAACUGAAUCGGAAUAAAUCCGUGAAUAUUUAUGAUACGAGCAAAACAAAAAAUCCAUAUACUUAUACAUAGAAAAUAUAUAUAUACAAGCAGUACAGUAAUAAAUCGAACAAAGAGUAGCAACACACACUCAUGAAAUAAACUGAUUAAGAAACAGACGAAGCUGUACAGAAAGCAAGUCACUAGUGUUGGACCUAAAGCGUCAAUCAUCAACGACUAAACAACCACAUACACUUAUGUGAUCAUCGAACACAUCCUAACCCCUCCAACCCCAAUAAUACACAGUCGAGAUUAGGUUUGACCAGAUGACCACUUCUGACAGCCGACGAUUGACAUCUAUCACAAGUACGUACGGGAUCUCUAUGACGAUAACGUCGAUGCAGACUGAAUACACUUACUACCCACUGCUUCACCGCACUCGUGCGCAAACUGGCUGCCCCAGAUCUAGCAAAGCAAGAUGGAAUUUGGAAUGAAACUAAAUCAAUAAGCUCAUCAAGUGCGGCAUUUUGUUUCAAACUUACGUAGCCUUUCUUGAUUGGAAUACCUUGAUGCAUAAUUGCAUAUCCCCUAGAGUCUGACUGUAGUUGUCAAGAAUGUGAAAUCCAGCAGCUGUAACAAACAAAUGCAACUAGUUCCGUUCCUAAUUCAAAGAGUAAGUUGUAGAUAUGUUGCUCAAGUUCUAAAACGAAGCAAAGUAUUCUCCACCCACCCGUUAUGGAAUCGUUUCUUCGAACUGUUCAAUGAGUGGAGAACAAGCGUUCAUGAAUGAUUAAUCUUUUUCGAAAACUUACGAUUUAGAUAGUCAUAAUCGUUUGUGAAUUAAAUAUCUCCGAUUACCCGUCAUCUGCUUAACCUCUACGAACCGGUCGGACUUGUUGAGCUCCUAACAACGCUUCUCUACCAGAUAUUCGCCUAGUUUUAAAGGGCACUUGAAUGUUUUAUGCACCUUUCAUCAUCAACACUAAGACAUAAAACGGUCCUUUUCAGGGUAUCCUUAAUUCUUAAAUAUUCAAAAAAAAAAAUCGAAGUGAUUUUGACAAUAAUUGUCUAGUCCUACGUCAACAGCUUGAACAACCCCAAUCGGCUAUUCCUUGUAGUUUUGUUUUUAAAUUUACGGAUCAUAUUUGGCUGCACCUCUAACACACAGCCUACCAAGCGUAAUUUGCUUUCAAUUUUCAAAUGAAUGAGAUUUUAGAUGGAGAAGUCGGUUAAAGUUUCACUCAAUUCGAUCUCGUGUAUUUGAAUUAUUUAAUAAAUUAUACGAUGUUUUUUUAGUUUGAGAAUUUUGAAGAUAUGUGACAUUUUGGAAGAUUUCUGAUGCUUCGAAAACUUCAAAAAUCAGUAGAACUUCCAAAUGAAGUGUAGAUUUUCCAAAUAAAGUGAAUUUUCAAACUGUCAGGAUUUGUUCAUGUGAUACGUACUUCAGUGUAUUUAUACCGAAAUUAUUGAUUCCUAAUGCAAAAUUUUUCUAUACUGAGUGAAUUAUAUCGUUACAAUACCAUUUCACGACAGUAGACACCAGUUGCUACUCAGUAAUCUGAAUCGCCCAUGUAACAAAUUGUGUUGGCCUUAAGUUGUCGCUUGCAGAUAACAGUUCUUGGUCUUAGAAAUUGACAAUUUAUUUGGCUGUGGAACUUGAAAAUUUGUUUCGAACAAACGUUGCAACUGAUUCUUAGUGUUGCUUCCAGGUCGAGACCUGGAAUUUCAAACAACUUGAUAGUUGUCAUAUGAGUUCCACCAACUGAUGGCAAUUUUUUCCUUACGGUUUCUAGGAACAGUCACAUAUUUCUUAAAAAAGUACCACCCGUCGCUAGUCAGAAGCUCUCCGCUUCUAAAAGGUGAUUUUUUUGAGGUUAGGAUUUUCAUGCAUUAGUAUUUGCUCAGAUUUUUUGAGGUUAUGAUUUUCAUGCAUUAUUAUUUGCUCAGUAUGCUCUGACAUUUCAUCAUGAAUAGACUUACUAACGAGCAACGCUUGCAAAUCAGUGAAUGGGCCCUAGAAAAGUUGGCAGAAAAUCCGCUUUUUUAUCGACAAAUUUUGUUCAGCGAUGAGGCUCAUUUCUGGUUGAAUGGCUACGUAAAUAAGCAAAAUUGCCGCAUUUGGAGUGAAGAGCAACCAGAAGCCGUUCAAGAACUGCCCAUGCAUCCCGAAAAAUGCACUGUUUGGUGUGGUUUGUACGCUGGUGGAAUCAUUGGACCGUAUUUUUUCAAAGAUGCUGUUGGACGCAACGUUACAGUGAAUGGCGAUCGCUAUCGUUCGAUGCUAACAAACUUUUUGUUGCCAAAAAUGGAAGAACUGAACUUGGUUGACAUGUGGUUUCAACAAGAUGGCGCUACAUGCCACACAGCUCGCGAUUCUAUGGCCAUUUUGAGGGAAAACUUCGGAGAACAAUUCAUCUCAAGAAAUGGACCGGUAAGUUGGCCACCAAGAUCAUGCGAUUUGACGCCUUUAGACUAUUUUUUGUGGGGCUACGUCAAGUCUAAAGUCUACAGAAAUAAGCCAGUAACUAUUCCAGCUUUGGAAGACAACAUUUCCGAAGAAAUUCGGGCUAUUCCGGCCGAAAUGCUCGAAAAAGUUGCCCAAAAUUGGACUUUCCGAAUGGACCACCUAAGACGCAGCCGCGGUCAACAUUUAAAUGAAAUUAUCUUCAAAAAGUAAAUGUCAUGUACCAAUCUAACGUUUAAAAUAAAGAACCGAUGAGAUUUUGCAAAUUUUAUGCGUUUUAUUGUUUAAAAAAGUUCUCAAGCUCUUAAAAAAUCACCCUGUAUGUGGCAGCAUACGGAUUUUGUGUUGUUCAGUCAAAACAUGAUUCAUCUCUCAAAACGGUUGAUAAUUGAAAAAUAUGAUGAAUGUAGAAAGUGGAAGAAAAAACACGUUCAUUUGUGCCAUAUUUUCACACGGAUUCCAAAAUGUCAAAGCAACUAAUGGUCGAACGUUGUCACGUAGCAAAAUUAGUUUUGUUGUAUUUUAGCUCGUUAUGCUGCCAUUGAGGUUAAAACAGAUAGUCAAGUAAAGCGAGACAAACAUAUUUGAAUCUGCUACAGUUUAUAAUGUACAUAUCGUGCGUAAUACGAGGUAUUAAUAUUAAACCUUGAGUUAUUGUCUGUCAAUAUUGGUACAUGAUAAUUUAUUUUUUUUCUCUUUAUUGACGGUAAGCCAUCUCUGAAAGUGAAAGUACAAUGCAGCAAAAAUCUGAUAAUAUUAUCUGAUUAUUCAACUCAAACUACGCAAUGCGCAUAUCUCUCGCAUAGCUAUUCUGUUGCCAUAGAAAAAAAAAUUAAAAUCGACAUUAUCAGCUCAGAGUAAAAGAGUUUUAUUCACUUUUGCAAUGAUUUUUCUAAUGAAUUUACUCGCUUUUACUAGAAAUUGUUAAAAACAUGAACUAAUUCGAAACUUUCCUGUCGGUCGUCGAUGUCAUUGAAAUUUCGCUUACUUUAUUAGUGUGUUAGCGUAAAAUUCAGGUGAUUUGCGGCAUUUUAUUACACUUCAGCUUUAGCUAAAUAAACUUUAUUGCUGAAUCUUGGCAAAACAAUUACCGAGAUUUGUACAACCGAGUGCUCUGCAAAAUGGCAGCAGCAAUAGAAUCAUGGAUAGCCGAGUCAACCGCAAUCGAGCGUAGAAAGGAUUUUGUUUUAUUAUUCCAUGAAAAAUUUACCACAAAAGCCAUGUUUGGGGAAUGAGUUUAUUUUAUCAAUGUACACUUUAUUUCAAAGUAAAAAAUUCAUAUCCCGAAAAGAAACAUCACAGAUAAAAACAUUUGUUUCUAGUGCUCCUCCUACCUGGAAAUAAACAAAUAUUCAAAAGUUAUAUGAAAAGAACAUUUUGAUCCCAUUUAGCUUUUCAUGUAAUACUGAAAUCUCUUUCUUUCGCACAAUUCGUAUAUAAUUUCCAGCUCCACGAGACGGCGACUUCCGGUGUUAUUAGUCUUUCUGACAGCUCACUUACAACCACAAUUGCAAAUGAGAUUGGUUUGUUUACAUCAUGAAACGUCUGCAUUAAACACGAUUCAGACGAUCAAUCAACUUUGGUCGACGUCAAGAUUAAUUUACUAAUAUUUUUAGCCAAAUAUUACUCACGUACCAGACGUCGAAAUUUUCCGUGAACUUGACGUUGUGUCCUUUCAUAUGAAUUGCUUACAAUUAAUGUUGUAGUUCUGUAACCGUUCGAUGUCGGUGGUAGUCGCCUGAUGCCACUUGUGAAUCGCUUUUACAUAUUGUUUUGUGUUCACCAGGAAAUAUAUUGGCCACCCAUUUUUCACUAGGGUCGCCGUUCAUUUUUCACCGGACAUAGAAACCGCAAUACAAAAUCAACAGGUGACAUUAGAUGACAAGUGUCUCGCCGAGUUUCAGUGAAAGCUAACACACUGUUCGAAAUUUCGCCAAACGAAUUUGCUGAUUUCGGUAUAUUUGUAUAUUUUCACUGACAAGUUCAGCAACAUAUAAUGCCAAACUUCGGCAAUAAAAUGCACUUUACCGAGAUAUCAGAACUUUAGAUUAACGAAUAUCGGCAAUAAGCAUGUGAAUUACUACACAAUCAGUAGAAUUUUGUGUGGCCGAUCUAAUUCGACAUUUAACCAUGCCGAUCUCGAGAAUCGGUUUUAAGUGUGUAGAGGAGAGGACGAUGCUUUCAAAGGUAAGCCUUUUUAUUAUUCCACAAUUCUAUCCCACUCGGAUUUGAUUGGGAAUUAAUUCCGAACUGAGAAUGUGCGAUGUAUCAUCUCUGAACGAGUAGCGCCUCUGCAUUUCAGUACUUACAAACAUACACACCUAGAAAAAAUCGUGUAUAUUUACGUCUUGUGAGACCGGUAUAUAUGAACAUCAAAAAUGACUUAAUUUUACAGUAAUUUAAACUUAUAUUCAAUGCAUUCUGGCAUAUUUUGAAUAUCGUAUUUACCGAAGUUCGGAAUUUUAAAGUUAUUUUUACCAAGUGGGUGGUAUGUUUUUACCGUACUUGGCGUCUAUUCAGAUUCACCGUAUGAAUUGUAUUUGUAUGAAAAAUUUGCGGGUAGCCGUCCGGUUUCAUCCGGUGAAAAUUCGUGUAAUUAUUAUAAAACAAAAUUCAUGUGCCGAAAAAUCGGUUAUUUCUGAUCACUACCGUAAAUUUUCGUCAAAAAAUUUACCGAAUACCGAAAUCAAAACUUAGUGUGUAGAAAACACUACUCUACUUCUUUUUGCACGCUACAAAAAAUAUCAAUCUUUCUACCACACGUGAACAAAUUGACUUCCACUAAUCAAAAACACACUUUGAAAAAUCCCGGUGAUUUUAUAUGGUAUUAGAUGCACAUAAAUAGAGCGUCGAAAUUCACGUAAAUUUUAGUGGAGCGUCACUGUUCACGUAAAUUCAAUAUUGUGUCUAAAAUUUCAUGACAUGGAAUUUAUUAAAAUAGAAAAAUUUUAAAUUUUAAUUUUUUGUGGUGUGAAGAGAUAAUACUGUCUUGAUUAGUGGAGCACUGCUCUAGUACCGUCUAGUCGAUGCCCGAAUAAAACAUAUUGUAGAAAAACAAUACGAUUUGUUGUUACAACAAAUGAACAUGCUUUUCACAAUAGAAUGUAUAGGUUGUUAAGUAUCGUAACAAUUCAAAUCAUAAAAUUUUCUCGUACAUGUUUUCUUGGAAAACAAUUAAAUGUACAGUUUGCGUAUUGUUUGAAACACCACGUGUACAAUAAAUUCAAUUGUGAAUCGUAGAAACAAUACAUUGAAUCAUUGAAAAUGAAAAAAAUCUUAUCAAGAAACAAUAAAAUGUAUUGUAACCCAUAGAUCUAAUUGUGAAUCAAUUGUUUAUGCUGUAAAAUCAAUGGUUUUUUUUUUACUGGUGAUCAAAUCAUAAAUUAAUGCAACAUUCAAACAUGAAUAUAUGAAGUAUGUCAAAUGUACGAGCUAGCCUGUCAAAAACAACCCAUCGGGAGAAAACUGUCCCAGUUUGGCACUAGAAUAAAUGAAGCUCCUUCAAGCAUUCCUCUUCCCGACCAGCUGGGUGGAGCCGCUUGCUUUGAUUGAACUGAGCAAUCCACCUCUACAUCUUUGGGCUAGAUGUUACCGCAUGAUUGAUUGUCUCGAGCAGCCAGUGCGCACCAGUAUUUAUUUUGUUUUGUGUUUUUUUUUUUUGUUACUCGAACUAGUUCUGUCAUUUUUCAACUGCUGCCAUGUUAUCCCCUCCGUCUGCUUGAUUCAUCGGAAAACCGACUACCGACAAAAACAGUGGUGUGAGACUGUGGAUAGUAAAAGAGAGAAAGAGACGGAGAAAGAGAUCCUCGAUAGACAAAACAACACAACAGGACAAUUGUUGAAUGACCACGGUCCCGAACA
Malaya genurostris is the source of this 10764-nucleotide messenger RNA. Its product is annotated as protein boule. Lineage: Eukaryota; Metazoa; Arthropoda; Insecta; Diptera; Culicidae. The transcript has 7 exons. Gene Ontology annotation, molecular function: RNA binding. Bases 2366 to 2914 code for a protein of 182 amino acids. The record is from RefSeq and is a predicted model, not a curated record.